Molecule: messenger RNA, 1398 nt
Organism: Vicia faba (fava bean)
Lineage: Eukaryota; Viridiplantae; Streptophyta; Magnoliopsida; Fabales; Fabaceae
Source: the annotation of a GenBank genome assembly
AUGGUUCAUCACUACAUCAUUCUACUCUUCUGCUUAUGCUUAUGUGCCUCAAUUUCAGCCCAUCAACAUGAACACGACCCUUCAAUCAUCUCAACCAUGGAACAAUUUUCCGGUUACUCAAUCCACGAACCCACUUCCAUCUCUUCACUAUCUGUUGACGCCCAGGGUCUGCAGAACCAGAUUGAUCAACUUUCAGGAUUUUCCGACGCUCCCGCUCCAGCAGUAACCAGGGUUUUGUAUACUCACAAAGAUGUUUUAGCCCGAAGGUAUGUAAAAAAGCUCAUGGGGAUUGCUGGUCUAUCCGUGAGAGAGGAUGCUGUUGGUAACAUAUUUGGUCGUUGGGAUGGCAGUGAACCCGAGCUUGCUGCAGUUGCAACAGGUUCGCACAUAGAUGCUAUACCUUAUUCGGGAAAAUACGACGGAGUUGUUGGUGUUUUGGGGGCUAUUGAAGCCAUCAAUGUCUUGAAAAGGUCUGGCUUCAAACCUAGAAGAUCAUUGGAAGUCAUAUUAUUCACAUCAGAAGAACCGACGCGCUUCGGAAUAAGUUGCUUAGGAAGUCGCUUAUUGGCUGGGAGUGAGAAUCUUGUAAAUACUCUAAAGACAAUAACUGAUAGUCAGAAUAUAUCCUUCUUAGAUGCUGCAAGGUCUGCUGGAUACGCAAAAGAUGAAAAUGAUUUAUCGAGUGUGUUUUUAAAGAAGGGAACAUAUUCUGCUUUUGUAGAACUGCACAUAGAACAAGGGCCUAUUCUGGAGGAUGAAGGCAUAUCUAUAGGCAUAGUCACUGCCAUUGCAGCUCCAGCAAGUCUAAGGGUUGAAUUUGAAGGCAAUGGUGGCCAUGCAGGUGCCGUCCUCAUGCCUAACAGAAAUGAUGCUGGUCUUGCAGCCGCUGAAUUAGCUCUGGCUGUUGAGAAACAUGUCUUGGAAUCUGGAUCUAUUGAUACUGUUGGCACUGUUGGUAUCCUGGAACUGCAUCCUGGAGCAAUCAAUAGUAUCCCUAGCAAAUCACACAUAGAAAUUGACACUAGGGACAUCGAUGAGGAAAGAAGAAACGAAGUUAUUGAUAAAAUCCAUGAAACAGCAAUUAGAAUAACCAAAACACGAGGUGUCAAGCUCUCCGAGUUUCAUGUCGUCAAUCAGGAUCCACCGGCUCCAUCUGAUAAAGCAGUCAUCAAUGCAAUGGAAACUGCAACAAAAGAGCUAAACUUGACGAGCAAGUUGAUGAUUAGUCGAGCCUAUCACGACUCUUUGUUUAUGGCCAGGGUGUCUCCAAUGGGCAUGAUUUUCAUUCCAUGCUACAAAGGAUACAGUCAUAAGCCUGAAGAAUAUUCUAGUAUUGAAGACAUGUCAAAUGGUGUAAAAGUAUUGGCUUUCACCUUAGCCAAAUUGUCCCUUCAGUAA